UGGACUACCUGUCCCACAGAGCCUUGCGGGGAGGGGGGGCCUGGCGCCCGGAAAGAGGUGCUGGCAGUUGGUGGCAGGGCGGCUAGUUCAAGUUGCCAUGGCGGCGAAGUGAGGCGGUAUGUGGAGCCCUUGGCCGUGCUCAGGGAAAUGGUCAGCUUCGCCUCGGGGAGCUGUCGCUAUCUCCUGUAGCUGCUGUGUGGUUUCAAGAUACUAAUGGCAGAUUCAUCUAGUGAUUCAGACAACUUUUUUAGGGCUCGAAUAGGAAGGCAGCCACCUUUGAGAGCAUCCCACAGCAGAGCUCGGAACUAUGGUGCGGAAGAAGUUACAGAGAAGAUCCAUACUUUAGCAAGCACAUUACAGGAUACCAACAGAAAUCUAAGACAUGUUGACCAUUUGCUGGGACAAUACAGAGAAUACAACAAGGAACAAACUGAAGUGAUAGCAACUUUAAAAGAAACACUGGAACAAUCUAUAGGUCAAUUAAGGAGCCAACGAUUAACCCGGAACUCUGAAAUGAGAAGUGCUUCUCUCUCAAGCUUAUAUCCUAGUGAUCUAGAUGGAGGAGGAGUGUCAGGGAACCGCCACUUCCUGCCUACUUCUCCUCUCAGGGAUUAUGGAGACUCACAGGGCAAUAAACAUCGAAGGUCUAGAUCUGCAAGUGUUCGAUUCGUCAAUGAGGCAGAUAAUUUUGACCAGCUGCAUUCUUUCCACCAGUCUCUUCGAGAUCUCAGCAGUGAACAACUUCGCCUAGGAGAUGACAUCAGUCGGGAGUUUUCAAGAAGAAAUCGCACUGAAGCUGAAUUAAGAAAAACUGUAGAAGAAUUGUCUGGAAAGCUUACUGAGUCCCAAAGACAAGAAACGGUAUUGGAACGGGUAGAGAGAAGACUUCAAGAGAUAGAACAAGAAAUGCAUGCUAAAAGACAAGUUGUAGAAAGGCACCAGGACCAACUGGGACAUAUGUCUCUUCAAUUGCAAGAGGCUUUAAGGAAGCGAGAUGCUAAAGCAGAUGAAACAGAAGAACUCAUGAGAAAUAAACUUGUGAAAUAUGAAAGUGAAAAGAACCAACUUGAGCAAAAAUUGGAACAGUCACAGAAAAAGUUGAGUGAAUCAGAAGGCAGAAGAGAAGCUCUUUUACAUCAGAUAGAGGAUCUUCGUUCCCAACUUUUGAGAGCAGAAGAAGACCGUGUAGAGUUACAACGUCAAAUUUCGCACCGGCUGAGCUACCAGGAUGUACAAGAUAAUGACAGGAGAAUCAGAACAGUAGCUGAAAGAUAUGAGAGAGAGAAGCAGGAAACGGAGAAACAUAUUUUGGAUCUUAAAGCAAAGUUGAGUCAUAAUGCUGUGAUGUCAGAGGUAGAAGAACUAAAGAGAUGCAUAGAGCGUAAGGACAAGGAGAAAGCACAGCUUGUAAUGCACAUACAGGAGUUAACAUCUGACCUGGAAAACAGGGAGAAGCAGCAGGAAAAAAUUCUGGACCAGCUAAAGGAGAUAGAGAGUUGCUACAAGGCUUGUGAGGAUGGCCGUAGACAAACUGAACUCCAGUCUGCUGAGUUAGCUCAGCAGGUGGAAGAGAGUACCAAAGAAGCAGAACGGUACUUCACUGAAUUCAAGCAAGCCGAGGCACUCAGGCUGGAGGCUGAGAAAAAAAGAGAAGAUCUGAAAGUGAGAGCGCAGGAAACUAUCCGCCAAUGGAAGCUGAAAUAUAAGAAACUGAAUCAUGAGGUGGAAAAACAAAAUGAAACCAUCAGCCAGCUGAUGGACAAGAAUAGUCAGGCCCUCAAAGAAAAGGAUGACCUCAGAAGUCAACUUCUCUCUGCUAUACACCAAAUAGAAAACCUUCGGAAAGAGCUGAAUGAUGUGCUUACAAAGAGAGCCCACCAGGAAGAACUCCUCCGCUGUAAAGAGGCAGAACUGAAUGAAAUGAAGUCUCACCAGGUAUCUCUUGAAGAAGAGAUGAAAGAGGUUCAAGGUACUGUAAAUAAACUGGAGAAUGAGUUGAAACAGCAAGUCUUACUACAAAAUCAAAUACAAGCUGAAAAGGAACACUUGGAGACAGAGCUUGCAACUAGUAACUUGAUCCGUAAAAAAGACCAAGAAAGACUCUUAGAAGUGCAAGCAGAUGUAACAAACCUAAGCUCUGUACGUGUGGAACUAACAAAUAGAAUAGCAGAAGAGGAGAAAGUCAGAAAGGAAUUACAUAAGAGCCUCUCAGAUCUCCAGAAACAGCAGGAAUCUAAGCAUGAAGAGGUGACUUCAGCUAACAGGCAGCUGAAGAUGGAAAGAGAAGUUCACCGACAGGAGUUGGCAGAUCUUCAGUCAGAAUUACAAAAUGCUAAAAUCAAACAUGAAGGAAACAUUCAAGAGCUCACCAAACUCCUUAAACAAGAAAAGGGUGAUGCAGAGGCUCAGAUUAGAAUGCUAAAGAUGGAGCUUUUAGAAGAGAAGAACAUAGUGAAAGCUCAGUGUCAGCAACUAGGGAAGAUAAAAUUUGAGUGUGAUAAAUUGACAGAAGAAUUAACCCAAAAUGAAGAAGAAAAUAUAAAACUCAGGCGGAAAUGUGAAUUUAUAAAACAAGAACUGGAGAAAAAGAAUAAACAGGUCAGCAAUGAAGAAGAUCAUUUGAGGAGGAUGGAUGCGGCUAGACUGCAGUUUAAGGAUCAGCUGCGUCACUUAGAAAUGGAACAGGAAUCUAUUCUCACCAUGAUAGGAAGUGAAAUUGAUGUUGCUUGUGAAAUUUUUUCUCGGGACUCCAUGGAGAAAUUAAAAGCAGUAUCGCUUACACCAACAGUUCUGAAUGAUCCUCAUCGCUGGUUAGCAGAAACAAAGACUAAGCUUCAGUGGCUGUGCGAGGAGGUAAAGGAGAGAGAAAGUAAGGAAAAAAAGCUGCGAUGCUACUUACGACAGAGCCGAGAACAGCUCAAGCACUUUACACAGGUGAAGGAGGCUGAACAUCAGUCUCUUUUUAAACAGAUACAAAAGCAAGAAAAACUUCUGGAAGAAGUUCACAGAGAAAAAAGAGAGCUACUAGAGAAGACCCUCAGAAGAGAGGAAGAAAUGGGAGCUAUCCAGGAACGUAUUAUGGCCUUAGAAGUGCAUACUCAAGUAGCUUUAGACCAUCUGGAGACUGUUCCUGAGAAACUGAGCCUGUUAGAAGAUUUCAAAGAUAUUGGAGAGUCCCGUUGCCGAAGGGAGAUUAUUGAGGAAAGAUACACAAAAUAUAAAGAACUGGUAUGUUCUUUACAGCAACAGCUGGAAGAUUCAAAACGAAUAGUUCAACAAUUCAAGAAUGUGAAAAUGGAUGCUGAAAUGUCAGAUACAGAGCUGGUUGCUCCGUCUUCUAGUUGGCAAACUCAAAACAGCUUUUUGUCCAGAUCACUGCUCUCCAAUUCUGGUUCAUUUAUGAAAAGAAUGUCUCCUUUUGAUACAAGUGCCACCAAGGAAGGUUCCGUUAAUGUUGCUGUCAGUGAAGUGAAGCUUCAAGCAGAAAGAGGGAAGCCGUAGAAAAUUUUACAAAAACACACCAUCUUUCUCUGUGACUCCCGGCACAUCUGCUGCUUCAGAAGGUCAGGAAAGCUAACCAGGCACAUUCAUCGGUUCUGAUCUCAGUAGCAAUGACAGGACCAAGAAAAAACAAAACACAGCAAAACAAGUAAGCUUCUACUCUAGAGAAAGCAGGAUAGAUAGAAGCCCAUUUGUGUCGUGGUCUAUGAAGAGUGUGGAUGUCAGGAAGCAGUGUUUAACUCAAGCCACAGUUACCAUAAACUAAACUUACUUUAAAUGUAUCUAACAUUUAUAAUUUGUUUUUUUUUUAAUUAGAUCAGAGCACAGUUGGAAAUAUGGUGUUUAAAAUAUUUCAGCUGGUUUGUCUGGUGAAACAGUAAAAAAUUGCAAAAUAAAAUGUCAGUUUGCAAAUUUUAUGGUACCCACAAAUUAUGGCUAAAAAUAUAGAAAGGUAUUUUUUAAGUAUACUAUACAACAGUAAAUCAUGCUCUCAAAACACCUUGUCUUCUAAUGAGGUCUGGUGCAUAUAUUGCUGAUGGGUAAAUAUAUGCCCUGCCUGCUUUACUAAAGUUGAAAUGAUUUUUGAGGUAAAGGGUCUGUUGGUAAAUGAAUGGGUCUUUAAGAGUCUAAGCUGAGAAGUGAUACAUAGAAAAUUAUGUCCUCUCUUUUUCCUAAGAAAUCUGUAAAAAUCUGGAUAUUGAUUUCCCUCACCAUAUUAUUUAUACUUUUUUUUCAUUUGUAACUCAGAAAUGUAUGUUUCUUUAAAACAGUAUUGCUUCUGCUUUAUAGUGUUAGAAAACUAAGAAUAAGCAGUCUGAACUCCCUCAUCUUUACAUCAACUAUUGAAAUUAUUUUUGUACCAUGCGGGACAGAAAUUGCUUCUAGGUGAAUGAUUUUGGCUUUAAGACUUUAAAUAUGCUCAGGGCUUAAUCUGUUUGCCUUGAGCCAUGUGACUGGGUUUUCAGCAGAGUUUUAUAUCCUUUUUAAAAAUUUUCUAAAUGGGCUGGGGGAACAGAAGGGAAGAAGUCAAACAACCGAAAAAAGAGAGGAAUUUUUAAUGACUAGACUUAUAGAUUCCUAAGCCAGGAAAUUCUUUCUGCCCUCUUGGCAUGGCCAUCCAGAUAGCCUGUAAUAUUUUCUCUCUUUCACCUUUGGUAGAGGUUCAUAUUACAAAGUGAAUUUUGUUUCCUUUUUACUGAAGGCUAAAGUUCCGUUCAUGACAUUAUGUAAAACUGUCCCUUUGUGAUUUAGGAAAUAAUAUUUUUUCCAUAGUGGCCUGAAAUAAGACUCUUCUAACCAGUUUCAGUUUUUAAAGUAGAAAAACUGAGAGGUUUUUUAGCAAAACAUUUUUUGUAUUUCAGGUCUUUAAAGUUGCUGUCCCUUUUGAUAAUCACUUCUUUUUUUUUUUUUUUUCCCCUAUGUUUUAAAACUUUAAUGACCUGUUCCUCAAUUCCUGCCCAAAGCAGUAGUUUUCAAAAAUCAAAAAAUAUGGUAUCAUACCUACGAAUGGUGGUUUGUUCCUUUGUUCUCUUCAGCAUUUGGUAGAUCAGAAAUCUUUGUAUGUAUGUACUAAAUACAUUUUUAACAAGAUGAUAUUAGACAUCCAUUUCUUUAAUGCUGUCACUGCAGUGGUUCAGUAUAGUGCUUUCUGAAAUGCACUGGCCUUUUAUUUUAGCAUCAGAUAAUUGUCACUUGAAUAACCUUUAAGUUUUAUAUCCAUCAGUUCCUUAAUGCUUUACAGCAGACUUGAUUACUUUUUUUAAAUUGCUUUUUGUGAUGGUAUUUACUAAGUAUUUGCUUUUAUUAUGUAAUUAUGUCAUCCUAAGAAGAAACAUAAAAAUAAAACUUUUUCCAGGAUAAAAAAUAAAAUUCUAUAGUAUAAAACAAAGCAAUUUUCUUACAUUGAAUUCUCAGAUUUUGAUGGGUGUAGUGGUGGUGAAAAUACUCCCUGGAUAUUCAAACCUCAGCCACAUUUUCACAAGGUGUCCCACCAAAGUAAAUAAAGAUAUAUUGAAAUUCCUUAGACCAAAGAGAAUACUAUUCUAAAAUCCACUUUUGAUCUAAGGAAUCUACAUAUCAGUUCAUCUGUGGAUUGCAAGACAUAGUCUCUGCACUAUGUAGCACUGAAUGGAUUUUUCAUGAAUGAAAAUGCCAAUAUUACUCUGAAAAUAAACAAGUAAGUAUUUUUGUAACACUGUUACCAUUUUUAUGGCUCAAAAUGAGUAGUAUAAAACCUGAAUACAUUCUCAUAUCUACAUAUCUGAUAUUCUCUUUGCAAAAGAAAUUAUUUGUAAAUUUAUGUGGGAAUGCUUCAUAUAGUCGAAUUUUACCAUGGGUCUGUUAAAUUCUUUGCAUUCAAAGGAUGUUAGUAAUAUAUUUAUCUCUCUCAGGACCGUCUUGACCUCACAGAAGGAAGUGAUAUUGAGGUUAAUGUGAGCUGCAGGCUGGUAUCUGGGGAUGCAACCUUGUCAAAAAUGGACAUCACAGAAAUUACUGUGGUUUUGAUCUAAUUGUAGAAUUUAGAAGCAGAUCUAGAGGAAAACCUAGUAGUAGAAAGAAAGAAAAGCAGCUCAUAUUAAAUGAGAAUAUUGGAACACUUUUAUUCUUGGUUCCAUAAUUUAAAACCUGCUUUAGACCUAGUAUGCACAUCUAAAUGAAAGUGAUCCCUCAAUAAAUUAUUUUUGUUACAUACUAAAAUGCUCUAUAGCGCAACUUAUCUCAACUCUUUGCUGUAAGCAUGUCUAAGCUGUUGUAGUAUGAACUGUUUUACUUUUCUGUGUAAAGAACUAAACCAGAUGUUAAAUCUGAAGAACACUUUAGUGUUCUAUACAGAAGUAGAGCAGAGCAGAAUUUGGCAGUCUCAGUUUUUCAAAAAUCUGUAAACUAAUGCCUCUGGGAAUGUUGACAACAAAAAUGAAAGAGAUUGCUGUGGUUAAAAUACAGCAACAUACAGCAUUUAUCAUUCCUACUAGCAACAAUAGCUGUCAUGUUUCUAAAGCUAAAGUUGCACGUCUGCCAUUUCUCAGGUUGCAAGGAUGAGACUGGUUUCUCUUGCCUUUAUAGUGGCAAAAUCUGUAAUGUCAUGAGCCUUGAGCAAACACACAGUGAUGAUAUUUGUUUUAAAUUUCUAGUCAUUUUAUUUAGGUACCUACUUGGUGCUAUUUGGAACUAGAUAUUUUUGGAACUUGAACGCUUAACAAGUUUUUGUUAAAGGAUUACAUUUAAAUAGAAGGACUGCAUCAAGAGAUUUCUUUUAGGAUAAUUCUGCUAUCUUUAUUUAGGGAUGUGACUCCUUAAUAGGUAUUUUGCUUCAAUAAAUGCAGCAAUUGUUCCCAUGUUGUCUCUUAUUUUCAUCUAUCUUCAAACCAGAGUUGUUUUGAUCUUAGACUACUUUUCUCCUCUGCCAUUUACAGUCUGCUAGCAUAUCAGAAGACAUAUCAUCAUUUAUUUGCUUACCCUAUAUUAAUAAUUUGGGUAGUUGAUAUGCCCAAGGAAUUGCAUUAAUCUUGAAAGCAGUUGUAUCUUAUAAUAUCUUUUCAUAUCAGUUGUCAUUUAUUUGUUUAGUAAAAUAAAACCCACUUGGUAAACUGACUGUCAGAUCACAUGUUGCCUAAUUUUAAAAGUUAUUACACAGGUAAAAGUAAAUGUGUCUAAGUACAUUUAUCUAGAUUUUCUAAAUGCUACUGUUCAUUCUACUAUCAGAUUGUAGAGAUAAACAGCAAAGUAUAGACUUUGCUGCAAUAACCCUGAAAAAUCACUAAUCCAGG
Molecule: messenger RNA, 7268 nt
Organism: Pezoporus occidentalis (night parrot)
Lineage: Eukaryota; Metazoa; Chordata; Aves; Psittaciformes; Psittacidae
Gene: CEP128
Product: centrosomal protein 128
Exons: 25
Coding region: 214-3501 (1095 amino acids)
Cellular component (GO): spindle pole; centriole
Source: RefSeq, a predicted model, not a curated record